Orbilia oligospora ATCC 24927 is the source of this 2652-nucleotide messenger RNA. RefSeq lists its product as uncharacterized. Bases 1 to 2652 code for a protein of 883 amino acids. The record is from RefSeq and is a predicted model, not a curated record. The transcript has 2 exons. NCBI's taxonomy places the organism in Eukaryota, Fungi, Ascomycota, Orbiliomycetes, Orbiliales, Orbiliaceae.
AUGACGAGUUUACCAUCUGCCACUCGCCCGUUAACAAGGCUGGCUCAAUCUUCACUAAUCACUCGAUCAAAUGCUAUUCAAAGUCUUUGCUAUCGAUGCCAAGUUCUAGCAUUGAAGGAUAGUCCUGCACAAUUGUUUGUAGCAGGACAGUCGCAAAGACGGUAUUUGAAUAUAAGAUGGGGAACUAAGGAACAUAUUCCUGGUGUCAAGGUCAGGAAGGGUAAACGGCAGAGAUUGAUCGAAGCCGGGAAGAAGACAUCCAUGGGGGCUCCCCAGUUGACGACUGAUGAGUUGAAGGAUACUUAUGCGCCGGAGUUAUUUGUAUUUCGAUCUGAUAUCGCUUCUGGGAAUAUCAAUGCUGCGAUGCAAUCGCUCACCAACCUCAUCGAACUCGAUAUCCUCCGUCACUCUGACUCGCAUAACCUCGCACAGGCUCUCCACGAAGCCUUCCGUUCAAAGAGCCUCCCUAAGGCCACUGUGAUUAAAUACAUCUCCACGGUAUUCGACUACCUCAAAUCCGGCCAACUUCCAAAACACUACCUUGCUCACGUUCACAUCCUCUCAACACUCAAGGAAGCCGAAGAAUGGACUUUGGGGAACGAAUACUGGAAUUGGCUUAAAGACCAAAACUUGGACCACCUGAACGCCCGUGUUUUCGGCGCCGUCAUUGAGUUUUUAGCAUACCAAGGUGCUCCACUGGAGGAUUUGGAAAAUCUCUACUCUCUAGCUCUCGAGAAGUUUUCAAAGGCUGAAGAUGCAGGUGGUGGUAUGCAUCACAGAGCUACAAGCCUUACAUUGGUACAAGGGAUCAUUACUGCCAGAAUAUUAAACCAAAAUUGGAGAUCGGCGUAUGAAGCGUUGGAUAUUGUGGCAAGAUUACAUCCUACACAGGUACCUACAAGGAUCUACGAGUUGUUUAUACACAAUAGACCUUCCAGGGAAGGGUAUUUGAUAUUUUUGAUGGCGUGUAGAGCCGGGACGAGAUUAAACGGGAAAUCACUGAUGUGGAUUAUUUCAAAUUGGUGGAAAGAGACUAUGGACGAAAAGGGUGUGUUACAGCUCGUUCUAGCAUACCUGGCAAUCGGUGGGAAAGCUUCGGUUAUCCUGUUGAAUAAAGUGAUCUUUGGAUUACUGGGAAGAUUGCCCGAAGCUCCCGAGCCCCCGGCUCCAUUGGGGACUUUGAUAAAAAGUGAGUUAGAAGGUGCGGAUGAAAGAACGGCUGAAGAGAAAGAGAAGGAAUCAAAGGAGUGGGAGGAAUGGGAAAAGAAGAUGGAAGACUAUCAGGCUGCUGUCAAUCCUAUGUUUGGGACUAUCCGACGGACAAUAGAAUUGUUCGAUGGGGUUAAUGUCGAGCCUGAUAUUAUUACAUAUUGCAAUAUCAUCAGUCAGGCUGCUAGAAGACAUUUGAGACAGAUUGUGGCGGCAGCGAUGAGGGAGAUCGAUUCAACAGUCAGGAGUGGGAAGGGGAUUCUAGAUGAAGCACCGUAUAGAGUGAUCAUGGGAGCCUGCGGGAGUUUGGCGGAUCAAGAAGGAGUGAAAAAGUCAUGGGAGGGGUUGGUUGAGUGGAGAAAAAAGUAUCUGGAAGAAACUAUGAAGGCGAAAUACCAACCCGGAAGGGUAUGGACUGGAAUUACGAAGGAAGGGGCUAGAGAUCAUGAAUUGAUGUCUUGGAAGGCGUUGAUCCGGGCUGGAUUUGAGGCUGGGAUGAAGCCUUAUAUCCUAGAACAGUUGAAUAAAUAUCAAAACCAGUUCAGCCAGAGGCUGACAAGCGAGAUUAGGUUGGAAUUGGUACGACGGGAGGGAAGUUUACAAAAGAGUUUGAAGAACGAAGCGGAAAUGUUAGCUGCGGCGGUGAAGACGGGGAAGGAUUCCAUUGAUACUUCAUCCAACCCCUUACGAAAACAAUCCCGUAUUAUAUCUACCGGUGUUCCUGAAACAAACUACGCAGAGUUGAGAGCAGAGGUGGAGGAAUACAAUAAGAUAUUGGAUGUUAUGGAGAAGGUUAUUAGGAGUACCGUUGCCUAUGACUUUUCGACGUUGGAUCUGGAUUUGGGCAGUUUAGGGGUGCCGGAGAUGACGGAAGACGAUGUUGGACAGUUGAGGGAGGUUUAUGAACAUUUUCAGAAGAAUAUGCCCAGAAACCCGUGGUUGACGGCGACGCACGAUCCAAAGACUGAUCUCGCGGGGUUGCAGCUUGCGAAUGAAAAGAAGAAUAGUAGUCAAGGGGAAAUAAAGGAAGGGGAAGAAGUCAAAGAGGGGGAAGCUACCGAAGUAGAAGCAAAAGAAGAAGACAUGAGAAAUCCAGAAGUUAAGACAGGAGGAAAAGGAAAGGGUGAGAUAGAUGAUGGAGCAUGGGGAGAACGAAGGAGCGUGACGGGAUAUUCUAUAAACCAAUUGAGGUUUGAGAAUUGGAUUACGAUGAAUCGACUGCUAUACCUAGCGGAGAAAGGAGCGACCUGGAGGGAGAAAGGUGGAGGAGGAGUCAAGGGAGUUGUACAAAGUUUUAACCGGCGGGAAGUUAAAGCGAAGGCUGUUAUCAAGGAAGUCGAGGGACUGGAGGGGAGGCAAUGGGAGGAGGAAGUCCUUUCGUUGCGAGCUUCUUUAGCUUUGAUUGGUAGUAAGUCCGAAGCACAAAACUCUGAAGUGGAUUAG